Maylandia zebra (zebra mbuna) is the source of this 653-nucleotide messenger RNA. Its product is annotated as leucine-rich repeat-containing protein 51-like. NCBI's taxonomy places the organism in Eukaryota, Metazoa, Chordata, Actinopteri, Cichliformes, Cichlidae. The record is from RefSeq and is a predicted model, not a curated record. Gene Ontology annotation, molecular function: protein binding.
AUGUGUUUUCAGUAUUCAGUCACUGCUCUAGGUUUAAUCUGGACAUUCAUUCUGCUGUUGCUGGAGACUUUUUGAACUGAACAUGUAUAGUCCACCAGUGGAUCUUUCUUUUAAAAAUCUCAGCAAUGUUGCAGGUGCAUUGGCAGAGCUGCCCCGAAGUCUGCUCCGCCCUUUAACCACAAACUCAAAGGGGAAGUACCUGAGCUGCUCUCUGCGUCUCAGUAAUAACAGCCUCACCGACGUUGUUGGCCUCCAGUACACGAUCAACCACUUUUUUGCACAACCAUCAAAGCUUGGAUGGUUGGAUCUGUCCUUCAACAAAAUCACCUGCAUAGAACCUGUUUUGUGUGAGCUGAAAGAACUGCGUGUGCUGUAUCUUCAUGGCAACAGCAUCUGGAACCUGUCAGAAGUGGACAAGCUGAGAGAGCUCCAGCAUCUGCACACAAUCACAUUGCAUGGCAAUCUCAUAGAAACAAGCAAAGGCUACAGGAAUUACGUGAUUUCUGUAUUGCCUCAGCUGAAGACGAUGGACUUCAGCGGUGUGACACGAGAUGAGCGGGUCAUGGCAGAUAUCUGGCGUUCUCACGGCACCAAAAAAAACCCCCGAGACCAUUAAGUGUUUCUGCUGAAUAAAAAUGGUUGUCCUCUCGUCA